CCGUCAGCUGUCUGAGGGAGAAGAGCGGGCGUGGCCCCGCCCGCCCUUGACCGGCGGCCCCGCCAGCCAAUGGCGGCCCAGAGAAGUAGUUCCUCGCGGGCGGGACUUCCUCCCCGGGGCCGCGAGCGUGUAGGCUGAGGUAAAGCGGGAGGUGAGCAGCUUACCCGGCCGCCGCCGCCGCCGCCGCCGCCAUGAUCAAGAAGUUCGACAAGAAGGAUGAGGAGUCGGGUAAGAAAGCCCCGGUGAAGGGUGGUCAGGCGCAGCGCCUCAAACUAGGCCCCGUUGCUAGGCAGGGUGGGCUGCCCCUUCCGCAGGUGGGCCGGAAGCCCCGUAGCGGCGCCGGAGGGCGCUUGCCCCGCCCACUGGCUCGGGACGGUUUGAAACGGUUUAAAAGGGGGCGGGCGGGCGCUACCACUUCAGGACGAGGGAAAGGGGGGGGAGAUGGUAGUGUGAAGAGGCCCUUCUGGAUCGUACCAAAGGCCUUUUUCAGGGGUGGGCAGCCUGCGGCCUUUCCAGGUUUUCCCCCUGGCACCCCCCUCCGAGGUGGCGCCUAUGGUUCCCCCCCUGCCCUAUUUUCUACCGCGAGGUAGGUGAGGGCGCCUGAGGGGAAUUUUUGCCAUUAGGCUGCGGGCUUGGAUGGGGGGCGCCCUGUGGGAAGUUAUUUAAAACAGAACAAAUAAUGGUCUCCCGGCCCCGGGUCCAAUACACAAGCGGCUAUUUCUUCCAAUAACAACAACAACAAAAUAACAAUGGUUUUAUUGAUUUUAUGUGUUUGUUUCCUGUUCAGGGAAGUUUUUCAUGUGUGACAACUUAGUGUAAUUUUGGUCUUUCUUUUUUUUAAAAUAAUUUUAAAUUAGAUUUUCCACAGUGAUAACACAUAGCAAAAUGAUACACAAAAACAGAAAAAGAAAGGGGGGGAAAGGGAACAAUAAACAGAUAAACAAUAACAACAAACUUAAUUCUUCACAAAUCCAACCUUUGAUGGGCUUGGAUGGGGGGCGCCCUGUGGAAAGUUAUUUAAAACAGAACAAAUAAUGGUCCCCCGGCCCCGCGUCCAAUACACAAGCGGCUAUUUCUUCCAAUAACAACAACAACAACAAAAUAACAAUGGUUUUAUUGAUUUUAUGUGUUUGUUUCCUGUUCAGGGAGGUUUUGAAUGUGUGACAUCUUAGUGUAAUUUUGGUCUUUUUUAAAAAAUAAUUUUUUAAUUAGAUUUUCCACAGUGAUAACACAAACCACAAAGCAAAAUGAUACACAAAAACAGAAAGAGAAAGGGGGAACAAUAAACAGAUAAACAAUAACAACAAAAUUCUUCACAAAUCCAACCUUUUACGGGCUUGGAUGGAGGGCGCCCUGUGGAAAGUUAUUUAAAACAGAACAAAUAAUGGUCUCCCGGCCCCGGGUCCAAUACACAAGCGGCUAUUUCUUCCAAUAACAACAACAACAAAAUAACAAUGGUUUUAUUGAUUUUUAUGCGUUUGUUUCCUGUUCAGGGAGGUUUUGAAUGUGUGACAUCUUAGUGUAAUUUUGGUCUUUCUUUUUUUUAAAAUAAUUUUUAAUUAGAUUUUCCACAGUGAUAACACAAACCACAAAGCAAAAUGAUACACAAAAACAGAAAAAGAAAGGGGGGGAGAAAGGGGGAACAAUAAACAGAUAAACAAUAACAACAAAAUUCUUCACAAAUCCAACCUUUUACGGGCUUGGAUGGAGGGCGCCCUGUGGAAAGUUAUUUAAAACAAAACAAAUAAUGGUCUCCCAGCCCCGGGUCCAAUACACAAGCGGCUAUUUCUUCCAAUAAUAACAACAACAAAAUAACAAUGGUUUUAUUGAUUUUAUGUGUUUGUUUCCUGUUCAGGGAGGUUUUGAAUGUGUAACAUCUUAGUAUAAUUUUGGUCUUUGUGGAAGCCGGCCAGAGUGGCCGGGGAAACCCAGCCAGAUGGGCAGGGUACAAAUAAAUAAUAAUAAUAAUGGUAGUAAUAAUAAUAAUAGUUAUCAAUACACCAGGAGAAAGUUGCAAACCCAGUCAGAUGGGCAGGGUACAAAUUAUUAUUAUUAUUAUUGUUAUUAUUAUGUUUAUUACAGUGGUACCUUGGUUCUCAAACUUAAUCCGUUCCAGAAGUCUGUUCCAAAACCAAAGCGUUUCAAAACUAAGGCGCGCUUUCCCGCAGAAAGUAAUGCAAAAUGAAUUAAUCCGACUUUUAAAAACAACAACAACAACAACAAUUUAUUAUUUAUACCCCACCCAUCUGGCUGGGUUUUCCCAGCCACUCUGGGCGGCUUCCAACAGAAUAAUAAUAAUAUAUUAAUGAUAGCCUUUAUUAAUUAUUAUAAUUAAUAAUAUAUUAAUUAUAGCCUGCCCUUCUGGCUGGGUUUCCCCAGCCACUCUGGGCGGCUUUCAACAGAAUAUUAAAAUACAAUAGUCUAUUAAACAUUAAAAGCUUCCCUAAACAGGGCUGCCUUCAAAUGUCUUCUAAAAGUCUGAUAGUUGUUUUUCUUUUUAACAUCUGGUGGGAGGGUGUUCCACAGGGCGGGUGCCACCACCGAGAAGCCCCUCUGCAUGGUUCCCUGUAACUUGCUUCUCGCAGGGAGGGAACCUCCAGAAGGCCCUUGGAGAUGGACCUCAGUGUCCGGGCAGAACGAUGGGGGUGGAGACCUUCCUUCAACCCCUAAAACAGCCAUUUAACAUGAAAUUUACUAUGUAAUGAGAUCAUUGAUCCAUAAAAUGAAAGCAAUAAUCAAUGUACUGUACUAUAAAAUAAAUAAGACAGUAUUGUAGAUGAUAAAAAUUAAAAUUAUUAAUAUUUUCUUACCUGCAUGGAUGAUAGUCAUUGUUUGGAUGGGGGGCUUUUAUCCAUUUCCACAGUCACGCAAUCAAUCGGUAGCUGAACUGGGUUCCACACAAUCACAAAAACAAAUUAACCGAAAAAGCCCCAAAAAGAAAAACCCAAAAUAAACAGCAAAAACAAAAGCGCCAAACUUAAUCCGUUCCAGAAGUCCUUUUGACUUCCGAAAUGUUCGAAAACCAAGGCACAGCUUCUGAUUGGUGCAGGUGCCCUGGAAACAAUAGCCGACAGCUGCAUCGGAUGUGCGGCUUCCGAAAAACGUUAGAAAACCAGAACACUUCCGGGUUUUCAGAGUUUGAGAACCAAAGCGUUUGAGAACCAAGGUACCACUGUAUUUUAUAUCACAGCGGUUUGUAGCCAGCCUUGCCCAAUGGUCACCCGAGCAGGGGCUGCAUGAGAGGUUUGCCAUUACAUUGUGCGUUUUUGUGGUUUUUGUACUGUGAACCCCACACGAUGUGCGCUAUGUAAAUAUUUAUUUAAAUAAAACAAGUAACAGUCUCCCAGUGCUCCAAGCCUAACGCAUAAGCAGCUAUUUUUAAAAUAAUAAUAAAAUAAUAGUAAUAAAUCAUUGUUGUUUGUUUAAUUUUGCCACCUCUGUGUCCGUAAAGAUGUAUCACAGCAGUUAACAAACAAUAUUGGAAACAUUAAAACCAGACAGUGACAUAACGAUUCCUGCGUUGUAGGUUCCCUUGUGGUCCCUUCCAACUCUUAAGAGUCUGUGAUUCUGUAAAUCAAAGACAGACACCAGCAGACCGAUGUGGGUGGGUGGGUGUGCUGUUAAUGGCCUGCAUGUUUAUUAAAUAGGUAUACAAGCAAACAUAUGAAACUUAAGAAAAAAGGAACACGGAAACAGGGAGGGGGGAAUAGAGUUUCCCGUUUACAUUAGCUGACAAUUUGCAUUCAGGAGUUAAAGAGAAGGGGGAAAGGAUGGAAAGAAUUACAGCGUAGGUCACUUCCUUGCAAAAAAAAAUAAAAAUACAAGUCCUGUAAAUCUGUCAAAGAAAUAAGGUACAUCCAUAAAUUUGUGACUUCCAGGGAGGCGGGCAAGCAGCAGUUUCUUAUUAGUGUGGCAGUUGCCCACACUUUGGCAAUCCCUGCAUUUUGCAUUCAGGCAGGUUGCCUUCACUGUACUCUUAUCAGCUCCUGCAAAAACAUUCCUGUUUAGACAAGCCUACUCAGAUGCUUAGAAAAUUCAGGUAAUUUUAAUCUGUUUUGGUGGGAUUGUGAACCUUUCUUGGUUUUACUGUUUUACCUUUUGUAAACCGCUUUGAGGUUUUUCUUUUACCCUCAAGCGAUGUGUAGGUUUUAUGAAAUAAAUAAAUAAGCCAUGGCAGGUAAGGAGGCAGUUAUUCUCGGCUUUCCCUGUCGGGCUCAGCAUGCUUCUGAUUUCCUGUUGUUGGAAAUCGCAGGUGGGGAAAUUCUGUGGCCCUCAGGCCCUGCUUGUGUGGGCUUCUCGAAAGUGGCAUCUUGGCUGGCCAGGGUGAGGACAGGAUGCUGGUCUUGAGUUGAGCCUUAGGCCUCAUCCAGCUGCAGGGCUCUUCUCACCUUCCUUGCACACCAUACUUGCUUUUUCGUUGCUGGACUACAACUCCCAUCAUCCCUUGCCAGUGGCCAUGCAUUAAGUUGCUUUAAAUUGUUUUGAACAUUGGUUGAAUUGUUGUAACCCACCCUGGGAAUGUAGGGUGAAGGGCAGGUAAUGAAUUGUGGUACUAAUACUGAAUAUAAGCCGCACCUUUAAAAUUGAUGGGGGGAAGAAAAAAUACCUGAAUAUGUUAUUGUUGUUGUUUAGUCGUGUCCAACUUUUCAUGACCCCCUGGAUCAGAACACGCCAGGCACUCCUGUCCUCCACUGCCUCCCGCAGUUUGGUCAAACUCAUGCUGGUCUCUUUGAGAACACUGUCCCACCAUCUCGUCCUCUGUCGUCCCCUUCUCCUUGUGCCCUCCAUCUUUCCCAACAUCAGGGUCUUUUCCAGGGAAUCUUCUCAUGAGGUGGCCAAAGUAUUGGAGCCUUGCUGCUUCUGGCUGCAUACUGUGUGGGGGCGGGGGCGAAGUCAGAGGCCUUUCCCCUUCCUCGCUCUUUCCUUUUCCGGCCAUAGGGAAGAGGACGGGGAACUACAUGCUCCUGGCAUUGUUUGCCCCACGCUCCUGGCUGCAUACCGUAAGGUCGCAAAUAUAAGCCGCACUUUAACUUUUCACAGUUGGAAUUUGGGGGGCAAAGUGAGGCUUAUAUUCAGGCCAAUAUGGUAAUAGUAAUGUUGGCUGGGGCUGAUCGGAGUUGGAGUCCUACAAUAUCAGGGUAACAGGUUCUGUACCAUUGGCUUCUUCCCUCAACACUCCUGUGGAGUUGUACAGUUCAGAGAAAGAUCACUUGUGAUGAGGCAAAGUAUUUUUCAGGGGUAUUCGUCCACUAUUACUGACCUUCUCAGGAAGGUAAGUUUCUAGGAAAGCCCUGGGUUCCUCCGAACACAGUUUAAAAACGACGUACAGAAUUGUCAUCAACGUAUUUUGUGGCUAGCAUCUGGUCCCCUGCCAACAUUGUGUUUUGUUUUUCAGGUAGCGGCUCCAACCCCUUCCAGCAUUUGGAAAAGAGUUCUGUCCUCCAGGAGGUAUGACUACACCUUUCUAUAAAUUCCCCAUUCCAGGAUUUCCCAAACUUGGGUCUCCAGCUGUUUUUGGACUACAGUUCCCAUCAUCCCUGACCACUGGUCCUGCUAGCUAGGGAUGAUGGGAGUUGUAGUCCAAAAACAGCUGGAGAUCCAAGUUUGAGAAACCCUGACCUAUAAGAUCUCUUUUUUUUGAAAUCAAGUUUGGGAUUUGCAGGCUAGAGUCUGUGGAUGUCUAGGGCUCUGAUUCUUUGGGGGGCCACUGUAGGUCCACUGAGUCUCUGCAACUUCCCUUUCUGUGGCUGCCCAAGAUGUGGCUGCACCUUCCUUUGGUAUGUCUGGAAGCAGCUGGCGUCUCAACCCCAACCACCAUGUUUCCUUAAAGAAAGAUGGCAGCCUGAGCUGGAGAAAUGGGUACAUGGGAUGGAUAAGAGGGCGUGAACUAAUUUAUAUCAAUCUCGGGCUUGGACAUGUGAACCACAACAAUGGGUAUGCCGUGGGAUCAUCAGCCAUAGGGGUGCUAUAUGGGUGUCAGCCUUGUCUUAUUGCGCCUUGGGCAUCUCACUUCAAUUGGGGUGUUGCCUGCCUGCAUAGUUUCUAAAAUAUCUUGGAACAGGGAUAAGUGAUGUGUGGUGCAAGAAACCUCCCCUUUCUUGGAGACUCUAGAAACUGCAUCCUUAAUAUAAAAAGAUACCCUUGUGUGUGGAGACUUUGGGUCUUGGGUUAUAACCUUGCACUGGCCGCUGAGCAGAGAUGCUCUGAGGGCUCUUCCCAAAAGUAGAAGCAAGACCUUGCCAAGUGAAGCUUUCUGGGUUUAUCUGUGAUUAGAGCCAGAAGGAAAUAGUGGGUUGUAUCCAACAAAAUAAUACCAUUAGUACAAGGGUUUAUCUUUGUGCAAUUUCCCUUCCCUCUCCUCUUGCACCAAAUCUGCUCCAGAGGAUUGGGGGAAACCCCAGAACAAAUUCAGGGAAAGGAAAAGAGGGAGGAGUUAUUUUGUGCAGCCAGAGGUCCUUGCUGCAUAUUGGUUUCCCCCCAUUUUGUUGAAAAGGAAUUUUAGGGAACUUCAGAAUGAAAAUUCCUAAUAUCCGUCUUUGUUGACUGCACAAUUCCUGUUCCUUUUACAUAGGCGCGUAUCUUUAACGAGACCCCCAUAAAUCCAAGAAGAUGCCUGCAUAUACUUACCAAGAUCCUUUACUUGCUGAACCAGGUAAGUGCAGCUGCUUUUGUGCAAUUGAGUUGCAGCCUUUGGCUAAUGAGGAAACUGUUAGAAUUCCUGCUCCAUGAUUGCAGUCAUGGGAUUUUUGUCUAUCACAUGACAUCGUAUGUUUUGACUCCACAGAGUGGGAAGUGACGGAGACAGGAUGUUUGUGUUACUGUGUUCCGUGAAGUGGGACUAGUGUCCUUUGUUCUUUCUCUUUGCUGUCUGAUGCUAGAGAGAGAGGGAGCCAUGUUGCAGUGCUCCAUGUGUGUUUAUAUGUACAUAAAGUAUAUGUACAUAUAACUUGUUUUUAUUAUUGCUUGUAAGCCGCUCUGAGCCCGGCCUUGGCUGGGGAGGGCGGGGUAUAAAUAAAAAUUAUUAUUAUUAUUAUUAUUAGCCAAAAUGCUGAGUUGCUGAGGUCUGUUACGCAAGCUGCGCAAACUCUGCGGAUCCCUAAGUGUGCCGAUGUCUCUUGGCAUCGGUCGCUGUGAUGUUCAGGCAGAAGAAAGCUUUUGAAGCUCCCGAAUGAAAGACCUAAUGGUCAGGGGUCCCUUUACCUUUACCUUUACCGCUUGAUCUAGUAAUGCUCUCUUAAGCAGUUCACAUGAGAACAAGAACAAAUACGAGCCAGAACAUUAAUCAUUUCCUAAAAACUAGGUAAAGAGAAAACAGCACUGUAUAUCACACAUAAAACUGCACAGUUUAUAAAACAAACUUGCUAAUUAAGAAGAGUUCGGAAAGGCUAAUGGGUGGUGGAUGGGGAGGUCAAGGCUGGGACUUCCCUGCACUGGCAGAUGAGAAUCAGGGUCACAUGGCAGAGAAUCCCACUCAAGAGGCAGGCAUUUAAUUGUCCUGGGAUCACCCGUGAUGAGCAUGGCUGAAAGUGAUCUCUGGAGCUAAAAGCAGGUCUUAGUGGAACAUUGUCAGCUUUUCAUAUACGCUGGCUUAAUUUUUGUCACAUAUUAAUUCGCUUCUCUCUAGGGUGAACAUUUUGGAACAACAGAAGCCACAGAGGCCUUCUUUGCAAUGACAAGAUUGUUUCAGUCAAAUGAUGUAAGUUCCCAUUGCUCCAAGAAAGGGGUUUCCCCUCUGCCUGUGUCUCUGGUUGCAUAAUGGGCUGUAGAGGAUUUUAAAAAUAUAUAUUAUUGUGUGGGAUGCAAAGCAGCUUCAUGACAGAACAUUUCUGAAUUUUGCACAAAAAUGUAAAAGGCGGCAGUACAGAUUAGGUGGUGGUGGGAAUUUGCUUUUUUUUUCUUGUACUGGGAUCCAAUGUAGAUCCUUUGGGACCAGUGUUGCGUGGUUCCAGUGGCUGCUCCCAGUUCCCAGUCUAGUUGCCGCUUUCUAGAUUAGCUGUAGUUUCCGAGUCACCUUCAAAGGUAGCCCCACGUAGAGCACAUUGCAGUAGUCCAAGCAGGAAAUAACCAGCACAUAAACCACUCUGGUGAGACAGUGCACAGGCAGGCAGGAUCACAGCCUGCAUACCAAAUGAAGCUGGUAGACAGCUGCCCUUGACACAGAAUUAACCUGCACCUCCAUGGACAGCUGUGAGUCCAAAAUGCCCCCCAGACUGGUCCUUCAGGGACACAGUUACCCCAUUCAGGACCAGGGAGUCCCUCACACCCGCCUGCCCUCUGUCCCCCAGAAACAGUACUUCUGUCUUGUCAGGAUUCAACCUCAAUCUGUUAGCUGCCAUCCAUCCUCCAACCGCCUCCAGACACUCACACAGGACCUUCACCGCCUUCACUGGUUCUGAUUUAAACGAGAGGUAGAGCUGGGUAUCCUCAUACCUUUGAUGAAAGUUGGUGUUCCCAUGGCUAACUUCCUGGGGAGUGACACUUACUGUUAUCUUACCCUUUCCACAGCAAACAUUAAGGAGAAUGUGUUACCUUACCAUCAAAGAGAUGGCCAACAUUUCGGAGGAUGUCAUCAUUGUCACUAGCAGGUACUGAUGUUCUUGUUUCAGUGAAUGGUGACUCUCGAGGUUUUCCCCGGGCAUUUGGUUGGGUGUGGAGAAUCUGGCUCCAGUCAGUAAGACUUAAGUCCCUCCUAUCAUGUUAUGGUGUGAACUCUGUUGUGCCACCUCUAACCACUGUUUCACACACCAUGCGAAAGCAGACUUGCCUUUGCCACUGAGUGCCCCUUGUGUUUGCUUCCUGAUGAGUUGACUGACUGGUACAAUAUACGCCAGAUGCAGUCCCUCCAGACAUUGAGGAACUCCAAAUCCCAUCAGCCCCACCUAGCGUGGCCAGAGAUAAUGGGAGUUGCACUACAAGAACAACUGGAAUGGUGCAGGUUUCACUUCCCUGAUAUUUGCAAUUGCAUCUUGGUCAAAUGUAGACUUUACACAUUUACAUGUGCACUUACAGCCUCAGGGGUGUAUCUAAAAAUAUAGGUGAACAUAAGCUGCUGUAGGGGUAGGAAGUGUCUCACAUUUCAACUGACCUGCUAGUGCCAGGCAAAAGUGUGGUUGCCCCAUUUUGUACCAAUUGAAGCCUCCAGGCUGUCUUCAGGGGCUGCCCCAGAAUUGAAGCCAAGUCCACCUGUUUUCUGCAAAAGGUCUGUGUUAACAGAAGCUUGCCUUAACUCUUCUAGCCUGACCAAAGACAUGACUGGGAAAGAGGAUGUGUACCGAGGCCCUGCCAUCAGAGCCCUCUGUAGAAUCACGGAUGUAAGUAUCAAAUUCUUCAGCCAUGAAUGGGGUCUUGCUGUACCCAUUUUUAAUGCCAGGUGUUCUCUCUCUAACGUGCCUGGAAUGAUUUCUCCUGAUCCCUGUCCUCCAAGCCAUUUCCCCCCCAGUGACCACAUGUGCUCACUGUAACCAUUUGUUUAAGUUUAGUGCUGUCUGUUUUCCAGCAAGAGUUGAAUAAUAAUGUGAUGAUUACCAUUAUCCUGAUGGUAACCUGGUCAUCUGAGCUUUCAUUGGCUGUUCCGUUCCCCCUACAGCUGUGUACAGACAGUAACAGGAGAGAGCAGUUGCUCAUGUAGAGCUCAGUCAGUUUUAUGAAUGGGAUACUAAUGGGUUUUCUCACCCACACAAAUAUCUGUACAUACUAAGCUUGGCACAUUAGCCUGUGUUGCCUACUCAACGUAGUACCACAAUUUUGCUUUUUAAGGAAUGUUUUUCCUAAACGUUAAAACUUAUUAAAACCAGCCAGAUGGGUGGGGUACAAAUAAUAAGUUGUUGCUGUUACCACCACCUGGUGUUAUUUUUAAACAAUAAAUGGUAAGUAAAAGUUAGGGGGUGUUUCAGGAAGAAUAGUGGGAGGCUGUGAAAAGAGCGAUGGAAGAAAGUGCAGAGUCCAGAAUCUUGACCUGCUGAACGCUGGAGCUCUUUGCAGACACUGUUUCCGUGCAUGAGGUCUAGAAGCUUUUAUUUUAAAACGGAAAGUGAGCUAGUUAGGAAUCGAUACCAGGUAUCAGGUUCUGCCUGAACUUGGAGAACAGAAGCAAUCCCAAGAAGAUAACAUUCUCUGUGUUGGUAUCUCUGGCGUCUCCGUGAGUUGGUACCUCUUGUUCUCUCUCUCUCUGGAUUCCCAGGGCACCAUGCUGCAGGCCAUUGAGAGAUACAUGAAGCAAGCCAUUGUGGACAAAGUCCCCAGCGUCUCCAGUUCAGCGCUGGUGUCCUCCUUAGUAAGUGAAGGAAUCUCUUUGCUGUCAUCCGAUUACAUUCAGGGACUGGGCAGACCCGAGCAGCUCCGACUUGUCGAUAUCUUGGCGGCCAGGCCACCACCUGCAUCUUUCUUUAUUGGCUUGGCCAUGUUGCACACUGUCUUUUGCUUUCUGGGUCCUUCUUGCCCUGUCCAAUUUUGUAGCAAAGUGCUUUGCUGGGAACCACUGACAUUCUCGUUGCCUGGCUGGGGUUCCUGCCACCGCCCUCCUCCCUUGCUCCGGCAGUAAUUCCAAUUCUCCCUUGCUGCCCCAGCUUUGCAGGAUUUUAAAAUACGAGAAAUAAUAAUAAGAAUAAUAAUAAUUGAUUAUUUAUACCCCGCCCAUCUGGCUGAGUUUUCCCAGCCACUCUGGGCGGCUUCCAAUCAAGUGUUAAAAACAAUGCAGUAUUAAAUAUUAAAAACUUCCUUAAACAGGGCUGCCUUCAGAUGUCUUUUAAAAAGAAGAUAGCUGCUUAUUUCCUUCACAUCUGAAGGGAGGGCGUUCCACAGGGCGGGCGCCACUACCACGAAGGCCCUCUGUCUGGUUCCCUGUAACCUCAAUUCUCGCAAUGAGGGAACCGCCAGAAGGCCCUCGGUGCUGGAUCUCAGUGUCCGGGCUGAUUGAUGGGGGUGGAGACGCUCCUUCAGGUAUACUGGAACGAGGCCGUUUAGGGCUUUCAACAUCAGCACCAACACUUUGAAUUGUGCCCGGAAACGUACUGGGAGCCAAUGCAGAUCUUUCAGGACCGGUGUUAUGUGGUCCCGGCGGCCACUCCCAGUCCCCAGUCUAGCUGCCGCAUUCUGGAUUAAUUGCAGUUUCCGGGUCACCUUCAAAGGUAGCCCCACGUAAAGCGCAUUGCAGUAGUCCAAGCAGGAGAUAACUAGAGCUUGCACCACUCUGCAAGACAGUCCGCAGGCAGGUAGGGUCUCAGCUUGCGUACCAGAUGGAGCUGGUAGACAGCCGCCCUGGACACAGAAUUAAGCAAACCCCAAAAGAAAACAUUGCCAACUAGUUGCUAAACCUCCUUCUCUACAGUAUACAUACGAAACUGCCUUAUGCUGAGUCAGGCCCUUGGUCCAUCUAGCUCAGUUCUUCCUACACUGACUGGCAGCACCUCUCCAAGGUUUCAGGCGGAAGACCUUCCCAGGCCUACCUGGAGAUGCCAGGAAUUGAACCUGGCACCUUCUGCAUCCAAAGCAGAUGCUCUAUUGCUGAGCUACAGCUCUGGCAUUCCCUAAUACUGGGUUUGCUAGAGUGAUGCCUAGAAUAGCCCUGGUGUCUGUGAAGCCUCUGAACGGGCCCCAUAUUAUUACAGUCAUACCUCAUGUUACGUUUGCUUCAUGUUACAUUCUUUAAGGUUACGUCCCGCAGCAACCCGGAAGUACUGGAAAGGGUUACUUCCGGGUUUUGCCGCUCGCGCAUGCGCAGACGUGCAAAAUGACAUCAUGCGCAGAAGCGGCGAUUCGCAACCCGCACAUGUGCAGACGCACCGCUGCGGGUUGCGCUCUUUUCAUGUUGCGAACAGGCCUCCGGAACGGAUCCCGUUCGCAACCAAAGGUACCACUGUAUUAAUAAUAAUUUUAUUAUUUAUACCCUGCCCAUAUGGCUGGGUUGCACCAGCCACUCUGGGCGGCUUCCAACAUAUAUAAAAACAUAAUUUAAAAACUUUCCAGUACAGGGCUGCCUUCAGCUGUCUUCUAAAAGUUGUGUAGUUCUUUAUCUCCUUGACAUCUGAUGGGAGGAUGCCACUGCUGAGAAGGCUCUCUGCCUCUCCACCCUCCCCAUAAAGUUGAAAAGGGAACUUGGAAGAGGGACGAUUUCCUCCACUUCCUCUUUCAGCUCUAUGUGCUUUUUGAAGGUUGGGUGCACCCCCUGCUUUUGGGACGGCAGCAGGCAAGUGACCUGCUCCAGAAAAGCCUUCCUAUAGUGUAAUCAUUGUCCUUCUGAUCUCUUCAGCCACAGUAAUAUGCUACUGGGUUUAAACUACCUGCAGGUGGUGCUGUGGGUUAAACCACAGAGCUUAGGGCUUGCUGAUCAGAAAGUCGGCGGUUCGAAUCCCUGCGACGGGGUGAGCUCCCGUUGCUCGGUCCCAGCUCCUACCAACCUAGCAGUUCGAAAGCACGCCAGUGCAGGUAGAUAAAUAGGUACUGCUCUGGCGGGAAGCUAAACGGUGUUUCCGUGCGCUGCUCUGGUUCGCCAGAAGCAGCUUAGUCAUGCUGGCUACAUGACCCCGAAGCUGUACGCCGGCUCCCUCGGCCAAUAAAGCGAGAUGAGCGCAGCAAUCCCAGAGUCGUCUGCGACUGGACCUAAUGGUCAGGGGUCUCUUUACCUUUACCUUUAAACUUGGUUGGUAGACGUGCCAAGACAGGAGCAGGGCGAGUGUUAUUGAUUCUCUGCCAUUAUUUCCAGCACAUGAUGAAGAUCAACUAUGAUGUGGUCAAACGGUGGAUCAAUGAAGCCCAGGAAGCUGCUUCCAGUGACAACAUCAUGGUGCAGGUACGAUGCUCCCACCUUCCUUGACUACAUGCUUUUAGCACUGCAGGUGGUUUGAAUUGGCUUUGUGCAGUUGUAAUACAUGAUGUGGUUAAAUAACAGAAACACUUCCCCACCACGUCCAGAGGAGUCUUUGCGUUAGUCUGCUGCAGCAAGUACAGUCGUAUCUUGGUUUUCGAACGCCUUGGUGCUCUGACGUUUUGGCUUCCGAACGCUGCAAACCCAGAAGUGACUGUUGCGGUUUGCGAACUAUUUUUGGAAGCCAAAAAUCCAGCAGGGCUUCCGAUUGGCCUCAGGAGCUUCCUGCAGCCAAUCAGAAGCCGCGUUUCGGUUUCCGAACAUUUUGGAUUCAAACGGACUUCCGCAACAGAUUCCAAGGUAUGACUGUAUUCCUGCGGCACCUUAAAGAUUAUAACACAUUUUAUUAUAGCUUUUGUGGAUUGAGCCUAUUUUUUUAUUUAAGUACUUCAGAGUAGCUUCAUUUGAAAAAGCAAUCAUAUUUAGUUAUAUUUAGCACAACAGUAAUCAUGGAUUUAUUUGCCCUCCCCCAACUAUUUCCCCCCUGACCUGCCAGUACCAUGCCUUAGGGCUGCUCUACCACCUUCGGAAGAACGACCGCCUCGGUGUUUCCAAGAUGCUGAAUAAAUUCACUAAAUCUGGCUUGAAAUCCCAGUUUGCAUACUGCAUGCUGAUUCGGAUCGCCAGCCGGCUGCUGAAAGAGUCUGAGGAGGGGUAAGUGUGUUUGUUUGUCAGGGCUUUUAGCAGAACAUCCGUACUCAAUUCCUGCAGCACCAUAAAGGUGCAAAUAGAGUCCAUUUCAGACUUUCUCUCUAUGGCUUCAAGGUCCUCAGGAGAUAUUGAAGCUGCUGGGUAAUGUUGGGGUCAGGGCUGCAUGUGAGAUUGUAGCUGCAAUUUCGGAGAUCAGCAGCUUUCAAUUCUGACAAAUCCAUAAAGGCAGUUUCCUUUCUCUCUGGCAGGCAUGACAACCCACUGUUUGAUUUCAUUGAAAGCUGCCUGCGGAACAAACACGAGAUGGUCAUUUACGAGGCUGCCUCCGCCAUCAUCCAUCUCCCAAACUGUACAGCCAGGGAACUGGCUCCGGCAGUCUCAGGUGAGCUUCAGGAAGGCAUGACAUUCGCCGAGAGCAGUUUCCCCCCAUCCUGGUUCCCUUCAGAUGUUUUGGACUACAACUCCCAUCAACCUAGCAGGGGCUGAUGGGAGUUGUAGUCCAAAACAUUGGAAGAUUGGGGGAGGCUGACAUGGCAAGUAUUUCCAAAGGGCAGAAAUGGCUGCUGGCUAUCAGGGGAGAACGAAUCUCAAGUGUCUUUCAGCUUGCUCUCAUCCACCUAAAGUUGGAAGGGGCUGAGAUUGUUGUUCCUUCUGUCCUAGUGCUGGCUGCUCUGGCUUGCGCUCCUGUUCAGCAGUUGUCAGGGACUGGCCAUGGGCGGUUCUCAACCUGUGGGUCCCCAGAUGUUGUUGGACUACAACUCCCAUCACCCCUGAGCUCUGGCCUUGCUAGCUAGGGGUGAUGGGAGUUGUAGUUCAACAACAUCUAGGGACCCACAGGUUGAGAAAGGCUGCCCUAGGACCUGGGCGCACAGAGCGGUAAAAGUUCCUGGGAUUGUGCCCUCAAACGUGAAUUCCUUUUCAUUUCAGUGCUCCAGCUCUUCUGUAGCUCUCCCAAGCCUGUCCUGAGAUACGCCGCAGUCAGGACCCUCAAUAAGGUAAGUGUGGCGAUCACACAGGGCCCCCAGACGUUUGACGGUCUAUUGACCCUGUGCCACCACUGCGAUAGCUUUCUUCGCUGCCACCACCCCACUUCUCACGGGGACACAUGGAGUCCAGACAGUUGUUAACAUUAACAGAUAAUCAAGUUUAUUUUUAAAAUGCAGGAACAAGCGUAUGGUUUCAGUUUAUUUUUCUCUUGUCAGUUUCUUAAACUUAGUUCCUAACAACUCCAAACUGAUUAUUCCAACUAUCUAUCUGACUCAACCUAACAAUUCCUCUCACUCUCCCACAAUACAACUCUACCAACCCACACCUAAUCCUCCCUCUUCCUUCUCCAAUUCCCAAACCUCAACUCUCUUUCAAAACCUCCCACUCUUAACUUUUACUCCCCCCUUGCAUUCUCACUGGCCAGUCACAUCACACCCAUUUUAACCCUUUCGUUAUGACCCAUCCUAGGAGGCAAAUGCCACAGUAACCAUUUCCAAGGCACUUUGCACAUCCUAGAGGACCUUGUCCAAUACAGGUGGCUUGUCAGACUUCUCCAGUGGGUUUUUACUGUUUUCCUCCCCCUCCCUGCAAGAUGAGAAGGGGGCUCCUGUUGGCGCAGUGGGCCUGUUUCUGGUCUUUGUGGGGUGGGCAGCAAAUUCUUGACCCAGUAACCUCUAAGACAAGUCCUGGCUCAUGCAGGCCAAAAUACCAUGUAAAAUCCAGCAGUUUCAAAACAGCACACAGAGGUGUGCAGUUCUUAAGAAUCAAGAGAAGCUGGUCUCAGCAGCGGGUGUCUCACCUUCCUAUUCACUGGACCCCUGAACCGCUGCCGUACGAUUCUUCCAUUCUGUAAGUUGUUCUGGGUUGCCAACGUCCGACUGCCCUUCCAGGUGGCGAUGAAGCACCCGUCGGCAGUAACCGCCUGCAAUUUGGACCUGGAAAACCUGAUCACGGAUUCAAACCGCAGCAUUGCCACCCUGGCCAUCACCACCCUCCUGAAGACAGGGAGCGAAAGCAGCGUGGACAGGCUCAUGAAGCAGAUCUCGUCCUUUGUGUCCGAGAUCUCGGACGAGUUUAAGGUGAGGCAAUUUCCCGUCUGCCCUUCGGCCUGCAGUGUUCUUAGGCGGAAGGAGUUCCUAGCUGGCAGGGCGACCUUCGUCUCCCUGGAGUUGGGCAGCGGUCCUGGGCUAGGUGAGAGCAGGAAUCAAAGCUUUUCAGAAUCUACAAUAAGAGAACACUUGUAGUUUGUGAGCCUAGCCAACAUUCAGCAUUAAACAAAACCAAGGAUCAUUUGGGAACCAGAAUACAGUGGAACCUCGGAAGCCGAAUGCCUGUAAACUCAAACAUUUUGGCUCCCGAGCGAUCAAAAACCGGAAGUGAUUGUUGUGGUUUUCGAAUGAUUUUUGGAAUCUGUAUGUCUUUUGCGGCUUCCGAUUGGCUGCGGGACGCUCCUGCAGCCAAUCGGAAGCCGCGCCUUGGAAGCUGAACAUUUUGGAAGUCAAAUGGACUUCCGGAAGGGAUUCCGUUCGACUUCCAAGGUACAACUGUAUUGUUUUUGUUUUAUGAAAUCAUUUAUUUCCUGCCAUUCAGCCCUCACAAGGCCAAAGUGGGGCAAAGUGGAAUCAAGGCUGUCCAUGGGCUGUAGAGAUCUUUGCUGGAAUGCAGGUACUGAUGCCUUUCACUCAAACCUUGUGCUGCUCUUGCCUUAACAGGUGGUGGUGGUCCAAGCCAUCAGUGCCCUGUGCCAGAAGUACCCGCGGAAACACAGCGUCAUGAUGACCUUCCUCUCCAACAUGCUCCGGGAUGAUGUAGGUUGUGUUGCCUGCCUUGUGUCGGGCAACCGGCAAACCAUAUCGGCAUCACGCUCAUAUUUUGGUGAAAUACAGUUAAUGUAUCCAGUAUAUAUUUUCAUGCAAGCUAAAAGUUUGCUCUUGAUGUGAAGUUGCCACAGUGUGACGUUGAUCCAGCAUUUCUUUAUCAUGUAUCUUUUCCCAAAGAGGUCAGGUUGGAGGAACCUCACAUCCUUGAGACCUCCUGCUUUUGGUAUAAGCCUAGGACGGGAAGGUCGUGGUGGAGUUUAAUAAGUAGGGCUUGUGGCCAGAGCAAACAUACUAGCCUUUGAACAAUCUGAAAAUCAAGGAUGUUCGUUUUAGUCCGUGUAAAGUUUCGUUUUUCCUGGUUAUCUGUUACACUAGAUUAUCUGCUGCACAAGAACAAAGGAAUUUAGAUACUGUUUCACCACGGACAGCUAAAAGUCCAAGAAGCCUCUCUCUCUGUUCCUGCUUUGGGACUCAUUUCUACGACGUAGAAUCGGCCAAACAACACUUGACAAAUUUUGGUCACCUCGUUGGUUUGGCACAUGGACAAAAAUGAAGUUUUUUUUAAAAAAACCCCGAUGAAUUUAGUUUUGCCUCCUAAAUCUCAUUCGUUUUUGUCAUUCUUUUUUCUAUCUGUUAGGGCAAGAAUUUCUCUGCUCUUUUUGUUUGAUUCUGCCUGAGGACCCUCUUGCCCCCUUGUUUCCGUAAAAAAAACAAACCCCAUUGUGAACAGCAAGUUGCUCUUGCCCUUGCAGAUGUGGGAAAUCCCUAAGAGGGUGUCCAUAAAGUGUGUUCCUCAGUUGAUUAAGUGCAUUUGGGAAUAGGAUCUAAGCAGGAUGGAUGGAUGUCUGGGCUAGGCUGGUCUUCCAAGCCCCCUUUGACUCGUGCUUUUCCGCCCCCUCCGCAGGGUGGCUUUGAGUACAAGCGAGCCAUCGUCGACUGCAUCAUCAGCAUCAUCGAGGAGAACCCGGAGAGCAAGGAAUCUGGCUUGGCCCACCUCUGCGAGUUCAUUGAAGACUGCGAGCACACGGUGCUGGCCACCAAGAUCCUCCACCUGCUUGGCAAGGAAGGGCCCAGGACCCCCUCCCCUUCCAAGUACAUCCGAUUCAUUUUCAACAGGGUGGUGCUGGAAAACGAAGCUGUGAGGGCCGGUGAGUUGGCAGGCUCCAGACCGGUCUUUGCUACGUAGCCAAAAACGGGAAGAGAGCAGGUCUUCCCGGGGGAGGCUGCCAUGAAUGGGGCCUUUGGGUCCACCUGGUGUCAUCCCAGAGUUGAAUACGUGCCCCAGAUCCUUUAGCUUAGCAAGACUGUUUGUAGGAGGCCUAGUUGCUGCUGUGUAAAGAUAAGCUUGGCUUUUUGUUGGGAAGGCUAAGGGAGCAAGAUGCCAAGCUUCAAUCACGAAUUUUAAAGGUGAGGGGUUCUUGCUGUUGUUUAUUAGAUUCAUAUACAGUGGUACCUCGGGUUACAGACACUUCAGGUUACAGACUCUGCUAACCCAGAAAUAGUACCUCGGGUUAAGAACUUUGCUUUAGGAUGAGAACAGAAAUCGUGCGGUGGCAGUGGGAGGCCCCAUUAGCUAAAGUGCUGCUUCAGGUUAAGAACAGUUUCAGGUUAAGAACGGACCUCCGGAACUAAUUAAGUUCUUAACCCGAGGUACCACUGUACCAUCCUUCAUCAAAAGAUCUCAGGGCGGUUCACAAGAUAAAAACACAAUAAAUAGUUGAAACAAAAGCAACAAAAUGAAAGCGCCUAAAGAUACGUAAUGAAAUGGCAGGUGAGCAGUCCUGGGGAGAGUAUCCCGCAAACGGGGAGCCACUGCAGAAAAGGCCCUGUUCUCGUGUUGCCACCCUCCGGACCUCUCAAGGAGGAGGCACAUGAAGAAGGGCCUCAGAUGAUGAACACAGAGUCCUGGUUGGUUUAUAUGAGGAAAGGCAGUCCUUGAGGUAUUAAGUGUGCAAGCCUAUGUGGAGAGACCGAAAGCAACCACAGGAUAAUAACUUACUGAUCCAGGUAAGCAUCAGCAAGAAUUUGAGGAAGACGAAAUCAGCAAUGCUUCUGAAUACCAGUUGCUGGAAACCACAGGAGGGGAAAAUGCUCUUGUCCUCAAAUCCUGCUUGCGGGUUUCCCCCAGGCAUGUGGUUGGCCACUGUGAGAACAGGAUGCUGGACUAGACGGGCCGCUGGCCUCAUCCAGCAGCCAGGCUGUUCUUACGUUCCUAUGCAAACUCCCAGUGCAGAGGCAAUCUCCCUGGAUUACUGGGUUCUUUGGGGUAUUUGGCCACUGUGAGAAGAGGAUGCGGGACUCGAUGGGCCAUUGGCCUGAUCCAGCAUGCUCUUCUUAUGUUCUUAUACACGUGAGAGAAGUCUUGGAGGCAGCCUGGUCCAAGCUUGCUUUAAAUAAACAGGAAUAGUGGGUGCUGCCAGAGUGGUGCAUGCUCUGGUUAUCUCCCACUUGGACUACUGCAGUGCGCUCUAUGUGGGGCUACCAUUGAAGGUGACCCAGAAACUGCAACUAAUCCAGAAUGCGGCAGCUAGACUGGUGACUGGGAGCAGCCGCCGAGACCACAUAACACCGGUCUUGAAAGACCUGCAGUACGUUUCCGAGCACAAUUCAAAGUGUUGGUGCUGACCUUUAAAGCCCUAAAUGGCCUCGGCCCAGUAUACCUGAAGGAGCGUCUCCACCCCCAUUGUUCAGCCUGGACACUGAGGUCCAGCACCGAGGGCCUUCUGGCGGUUCCCUCCCAGCGAGAAGUGAGGUUACAGGGAACCAGGCAGAGGGCCUUCUCGGUGGUGGCACCCGCCCUGUGGAACACCCUCCCACCAGAUGUCAAAGAGAAAAACAACUACCAGAUUUUUAGAAGACAUCUGAAGGCAGCCCUGUUCAGGGAAGCUUGUAAUGUUUAAUAGGUUAUUGUAUUUUAGUGUUCUGUUGGAAGCCGCCCAGAGUGGCUGGGGAAACCCAACCAGAUGGGCGGGGUAUUAUUAUUAUUAUUAUUAUUAUUAUUAUUAUUAUUAUUAUUAACAACAACAACAAUAAUAAUAAGAUUAUACUAAGUCUAUCUAGCUCCAUAUUGUCUGCAGUGACUUGGCAGUGGCUUUUCAGCAUUUUAGAUGAGAGUCUCUACCUGCAUGCCUUCUUCAGGAAAAGCAGAUGGCCUCCUUCAGAGCUACGACCCUUCCCCACUUUUGCUUCCCUUUAUCUACAGACUCUGUUUUCUUCUGCAGCUGCCGUCAGUGCAUUGGCAAAGUUUGGGGCCCAGAAUGAGAACCUCCUUCCCAGUGUCUUGGUGCUCUUGCAGAGGUGAGUUCAAAGCCAGGAGAGAGACUUUCAAAGCAGGUUCUUUCCUGUCCCUUGAGCGUUGGGCUCCGUUGUGGCAUCUUGGAAACAGCCAUAUAAGGGGCUGUUUGCCCUUUUGGGCAUCCAUCAGGGCUGAGCUGAACGGCAGUAGAAAGCAGGCAUCUUAAUUCACCUUUAAUUCACUUUUGAUUUAUUUAUUUUUUUUAAAAAAACAAAUCAGCUGCCAUAAAGAUAAAUAUAGCUUUGCUGUAAUACUGCAAAACUAUAUCCAGCUCUAGGUGGAAAUUCGAAAAGCUGGUAAGAAAAGGGAGGAGAAAACUCUUCCAUGUAUAAGUGUAGAAAAAGGGGGUGGGAUUCUUGCCGGAAGUUUAGUAGGCUUAACUGUGGAGCUCCACCCCAUCAGUGUUUUAGCCACACCCACUUAGCAAGCCACUCCCCCAGCCUUCACCACGCCCUUUUUUCAAAACUACAAAGUAGAAAAAGGGAGUUGAGCUCUUGACCACCAAAGCUUGCCUUCCCACUCUCUUAGAACCUGUGAUGCAGUUGUGGUUCCUGAAUUGGUAGGGGCUGGACUAGAUGGGCUUUGGGGGUCCCUUCCAACUCUACAGUCCUAUGACUCUUAACUAAGGAGCAGGGUUCUCAGGGCUCUGCAUGUGGACCUGGGCCCCGGCCCCUCUCUCUUUUGGAAACAAGGACUACCUCAGCAUCUGAGAACACACACUUAAAAUAAAAAAAUUCCUUCCAGUAGCACCUUAGAGACCAGCUAAGUUUGUUAUUGGUAUGAGCUUUCAUGUGCAUGCACACUUCUUCAGAUACACUGAAACAGAAGUCACCAGACCCCUAUGUAUAGUGAGAAGGUGGGGAGGGGUAUUACUCAGAAGGGUGCUGGGAAUGGGUGAUUGGCUGAUAGGUGUGGUAAACCUGUUGACGACUGUUAACGACUGCAGUUGGUCUUACAGGAAAAAGCAAGGGGUGAGAUGGCUAAAAAUAGCUUUAUCAUGUAUAAUGAGAUAAGAAUCCAAUGUCUCUAUUCAGACCAGGUCUCUCCAUGGUUUUAAGUUUGGUAAAAGUAAAGGAAAAGAGAGCCCUGACCAUUAGGUCCAGUCGUGACCGACUCUGGGGUUGCGGCGCUCAUCUUGCUUUAUUGGCCAAGGGAGCCGGCGUACAGCUUCCAGGUCAUGUGGCCAGCAUGACUAAGCCGCUUCUGGCGAACCAGAGCAGCGCACGGAAACACCGUUUACCUUCCUGCUGGAGCGGUACCUAUUUAUCUACUUGCACUUUGACGUGCUUUCGAACUGCUAGGUUGGCAGGAGCAGGGACCGAGCAAUGGGAGCUCACCCCAUCGCAGGGAUUCGAACCGCCGACCUUCUGAUCGGCAAGUCCUAGGCUCUGUGGUUUAACCCACAGCGCCACCCUUAUUACCCUUUAAGUUUGGUAAUAAGUUGCAAUUCAGCAGCUUCUCUUCCCAGUCUAUUUCUGAAAUUCUUUUGUAAUAAGACAGCUGCUUUGAAAUCUUGUAUAGAAUGUCCUGGGAGAUCGAAGUGUUCUCCUACUGGUUUCUCCGUCUUGUGAUUCCUGAUGUCUGGUAGUGGCCAUCCCCCCUUCAGCAGCCUUCAAGGGCUUUCUCUCCUCUUUUGCCAUGCAGGUGCAUGAUGGACAGCGACGACGAGGUCCGCGACCGAGCAACCUUCUACCUGAACGUGCUGCAGCAGAGGCAGCUGGCUCUGAACGCUGCGUACAUCUUUAACGGUUGGUGCCGGCUGGGAAGGGCGGAACUGCACCUGCGAGUCCUAAAAGAAUGGGAUGGGGGGAACAGGGGCCAUUGGUUAAGAACUGGAGACCUUUGCAGGAUAUCCAGGGAAUUGCCACACCUCUUGGAGCUGCUCUGGACAAUGGAUAAAGCUCUGGUGUUGGGUAUUUAUGUCUAUUGGCCCUUCCCCACCCUUGAUGCUCCUGCCAGCAAAUUGGGCCUCUGAGCCCCACGUGAGCCUUACUUGAACACCUUUCACCCCUCCGUCUUUUCAGGCUUGACCGUCUCCAUUCCCGGUAUGGAAAAGGCCCUGCACCAGUACACCCUGGAGCCCACGGAGAAGCCUUUUGACAUGAGGUCCGUGCCUCUGGCCACUGCCCCCACCUUUGAGCAGAAAGCAGGUAAUGGGGCAAAAACAGGCUUAAGGGGGGAGGUCUUCUGCUCCAGAUGUGGAACUCCACUGCCUUUUGUUGUUGUUGUUGUUUAAUUGUUUAGUCGUGUCCGACUCUUCAUGACCUAAUGGACCAGAGCACGCCAGGCACUCCUGUCUUCCACUGCCUCCCGCAGUUUGGUCAAACUCAUGCUGGUAGCUUCAAGAACACUGUCCAACCAUCUCGUCCUCUGUCAUCCCCUUCUCCUUGUGCCCUCCAUCUUUCCCAACAUCAGGGUCUUUUCCAGGGAGUCUUCUCUUCUCAUGAGGUGGCCAACGGAUUGGAGUCUCAGCUUCACGAUCUGUCCUUCCAGUGAGCACUCAGGGCUGAUUUCCUUCAGAAUUGAGAGGUUUGAUCUUCUUGCAGUCCAUGGGACUCUCAAGAGUCUCCUCCAGCACCAGAAUUCAAAAGCAUCCAUUCUUCGGCGAUCAGCCUUCUUUAUGGUCCAGCUCUCACUUCCAUACAUCACUACUGGGAAAACCAUGGCUUUAACUAUACAAUGGUACACCCUGGGUUACAGACGCUUCAGGUUACAAACUCCGCUAACCACUGCCUUAACUGCGUGCAAUGCCCACCUGGGUGCCAAGUAGCAUGAUGGGGACAUCCUAGAACAGCAUCCUUGAGAGAUGCUGUGAGCUUUCCACAUCUUGAGUGUUUAUCGGGUGCACUGCCAAAAGUUUGGUAUAUGUAGAUAUAUAAUCUGACCACGGUUAAUCUUGCGGAAUACAGUGGUACCUCGGUUCUCGAACUCAAUCCAUUAUGGAAGUCUGUUCAGCUUCCAAAACGUUCACAAACCAAGGCGCAGCUUCUGAUUGGCUGAUUGGCCCCAGAAACAAUGCCGACAGUUGAAACGGAUGUUCGGCUUCCGAAAAACACUGACUUCCAAGUUUGUGAUGUUCAGGAGCUGAUUUGUUCAUCAACUAAGCCGUUUGGGAACCAAGGUACCACUGUAACGGUCUGUACAGGUUCUGAUGAUAAUAUUCUGUUCUGUUCUGUUCUGUUAAGUACUUAUGUACUGCCUUUCAAGGCCAAGCCAUCCCAAAGCAGCUUAUGAAAGGUAGUUUUUUGUACAAAUGGAGCUUCAUGCACACAGCAAAGACUCUCUGUUGCAGCUCAUCUCCAGGCAGGAUGGAGGGUUGCCUAAGUAAUAAUAAUAAUAAUAAUAAUACCUUUAUUUUCAUUGUACAACCUGUGUACAAUGAAAUUAAACGAACCUCCCUCUCCCCCCCCCAAACACUCAAUCUCUUAUCAAACAACACACCACCGCACAAGUGAAUUUCACUGUUAUUUUUCAUUCAACAGCUAUUUUUUAGCCUGUUGGCACGGCUGCUUCCUCCCCUCUUUAUGGCCUCUGAAGUGGCAGACAGAAGCAGGAAUGAGUCUGGAGGGCUCUCCACCAGAGCUGUAUCCAGUCACAAUGGAUACAUACAAUAUAUUUUCCAUUUUCUUUUGGAGAAAGCUAUCCCGUGUUAAAACACCGUGUGUUUUAAGCAAUUUUAACCCGAUCCCUGCCUGGAGCCUGGAGCAGGCACAGUUUGGAACUUUGUACAUGCCAUGGGUCUUGGGUGGAUUUUUUGCAUGUUAUGCCUGCAGUCGCCAGAGUGGCUCCCGGACAUGAGCCUGCAAAAGGCCUUCCCUGGUGUGUAGUAAAAUAAGCUGCAGUGUGUGUGAUGCCCAGGACAAUUUUUCGGGUCUGCAGUCAUGCCCACGUGCUCACGCCUCUCCAUUAUGGAUUUGUCUUGGGCAUCUUGGCUGGAAAUUUUAAUGGCUGUUUCUCAUUUCAGAGAUUGCCCUGGUGGCCAACAAGCCCGAAAAAAUGGCUCCUUCACGGCAGGACAUAUUCCAAGGUAAUAAAAGACCCCAGAGCCGCACUCUUAAACCUUGGAGAGCUACAGAAGGUUGUGUUUUAACUGCAUUUGCCAUGGCAGUUUGCAAGGUGGCUGGAGGGAGAGAACAUGUUGUCUCCCUGUAAGCUGAGUCUGUUUCUUCCCCUUUAGAACAACUGGCUGCCAUUCCGGAGUUCAAGAAUUUGGGCCCUCUCUUCAAGUCAUCCGAUCCAGUGCAGCUGACCGAGGCCGAGACGGAGUAUUUUGUCCGCUGCAUCAAGCACGUCUUCUCAAAUCACAUCGUCUUCCAGGUACAAGAAGCCUCAGCGUUGUUGGCAGAGGCCGCAGAGGAUGUUAGGUGCAAGUUAAACCCCUUCCAUUGCCACAUGCCCUGGAAAGGAAUUUUUGGUGGUGCUUUGUAGUCUCAACCUUCAGUAGGCCACUGUAGUAGGAGUGCUGAACUCUGAUUCAGAAGACCUUCAGUCACUUCCUUGCUCAGCUUGAAGCUCUUUCUGGCAGGCUUUGGGCAGUCAUGCGCUCUCACUGUAAUGUACCUCACGGGGUUUUUAGGUAAAGGUAAAGGGGCCUGACCAUUAGGUCCAGUCGUGACCGACUCUGGGGUUACGGCGCUCAUCUCGCUUUACUGGCCGAGGGAGCCGGCGUACAGCUUCCGGGUCAUGUGGCCAGCAUGACUAAGCCGCUUCUGGCGAACCAGAGCAGCGCACGGAAACGCCAUUUACCUUCCCACCGGAGCGGUACCUAUUUAUCUACUUGCACUUGGACGUGCUUUCGAACUGCUAGGUUGGCAGGAGCAGGGACCGAGCAACAGGAGCUCACCCCGUCGCGGGGAUUCAAAUCGCCGACCUUUUGAUCGGCAAGCCCUAGGCUCUGUGGUUUAACCCACAGCGCCACCCGCAUCCCCCACGGGGUUUUUAGGGGGAUUUUAAAAAUGAUGUUAAGGGACGCAGGUUCGAAACCCCGCGACGCGGUGAGCUCCCGUUGCUCGGUCCCUGCUCCUGCCAACCUAGCAGUUCGAAAGCACGUCAAAGCGCAAGUAGAUGAAUAGGUACCGCUCCGGCGGGAAGGUAAACGGCGUUUCUGUGCGCUACUCUGGUUCGCCAGAAGCGGCUUAGUCAUGCUGGCCACAUGACCUGGAAGCUGUACGCCGGCUCCCUCGGCCAGUAAAGUGAGAUGAGCGCCACAACCCCAGAGUCGGCCACGACUGGACCUGAUGGUCAGGGGUCCCUUUACCUUUAAAAAAUGAUGUUACUUUUACGGAGGAAAACACGAUUGGGCUUAUGAUGACAGUGAGGAAGCACUUCAGUCUGAGGUGACAAAAGAUCCCCGACUCUGGUGUAGUUAUUACAGAGGUCAGCAACCUUAUCUGAGGAUGGGACGGUCGAACGCUCUGUCGGUCAGAGGAUGGGUCGGAGCAUGUGUGCACCCGUGUGCUCUUCCGGGUCGGAGGAGCACCCAUGUGCACACGCUAUUUCCCGUGUUCCUCCGUCCUGGAAGUGCACCAGAAAUAGCGUAUGCGCAUGGGCGCUUCUCCAUCCCGUACAGAUGCAAACACGCUAUUUCCGGCGCACAUCUGGGUCGGAGGAGCGCCCGUGCACAUACGCACAGGUGCCAUCAACCCAGAAGUCGGUCGCUGCACCGCACCAGUAAGAGCGGGCGGCAGGGGGCACCAUGGGCCUGUUAGACAAGCCUUGUGGGGCUGCUACCAGCCCAUGGGCCUUAGGCUGCUGACCCCUGAGGUUAUCGCUUCAUGCCUUUUGACCACUGUGUCCGCUGUGGAGAAGGGCCAGGGCUCUUCUGAAUGCAUUUUCCCAGCAGGGCUGAGACAGAACCCCUGCCCGAAAUACUCAAAAGCAGCUGCCAGCCAGUGUAUUUAUUGAUUUAUAAAUAUAUAUAUGUAUAUAUAUAUAUAUAUACCGCUGUAUCAUAAAAUACCAUAUUUAUUGCUCCAUAAGACGCACUUUUUUUCUCCUAAAAAGUAAGGGGAAAUGUGUGGGCGUCUUAUCAAGCGAAUGCAAGCUGCACAGCUAUCGCUGAAGCCAGUACAGCGAGAGCGAGAGCUGUGUAGCACCUCUUGUUCUGCUGGCUUCCCAGCAAAGCGGGAGGAGGAACGGAAGGGAGCCGUUACGGAGCCCCUUCCGUCCCUCAUCCCUCUUCGCUGAAGAGGCGCUGCGCAGCAAUCGCUGAAGCCAGCACAGCAAGAGUGUGAGCUGCGCAGUGCCUCUUGUUCUGCUGGCUUCAGCGAUAGCUGCGCAGCUUGCUCUGGCUUUUCAGGGAGGUGGGAGAAAUGAUGGAGGGCAGGGAGGUGGGAGGUGGGAGUCAGUCCCUUCUCCCACCUCCCGGAAAAGCCAGCAAGAGCCACUCUAUCUUUAAAGAGCCACCCAAGCGAGCGUGUCUGCGACUCUUGCUGGCUUUUCUUGUUUUCCUCCUCUAAAAACUAGGUGCGUCUUAUGGUCAGGUGCAUUUUAUAGAGCGAAAAAUACGGUGCAUCUCACAGCAGUUUAUAACAAUAUAAAAACGCAGGCAAUAAAAUCACAAAAAGUUAAACGCGAAAUGAAAUUAAAAGCAAACCUCAAUAGACCAUUGUGUAUGUACUUUUAUAGAACCCUAGAAUUGUCGAGUUGGAAGGGAUCCUAAGGGCCAUCUAGUUCAACCCUCUUCCAUGUAGGAAUCUUAGUUGCCUGCGCAGGCCUGGCAGAACAGAAAAGUUUUCAGCAAGUGUUUAAAACAUCUGUCUUCCCCAGAUGUUUUGAUCCACACUUCUGACAAGCCAGCCCUGUGGCCAUGCUUGCUCGGGCUGAAACAUCUGGCGGGCACCAGAUUGGAGAAGGUUGGCGGCGUGUGCUUUGCGCGAGCCCUGGAGAAAGGGCAGCAGAAGAGAGAUCCAGGCCACAAGCAACCCUCAGUUUGCUUCUCCCCUCUCUCUCUAGUUCGACUGCACAAACACCCUCAACGACCAGUUACUGGAGAAGGUGACGGUGCAGAUGGAGCCUUCCGACGCCUACGAUGUGCUCCGCUGCAUCCCCGCCCCCAUCCUCUCCUACAACCAGCCAGGAAUGUGCUACACACUUGUCCGGCUGCCCCUGGACGACCCCACAGCAGGUAGGCUGCUUUUUCAGUUGACCAAAUCCAAACAGAAGCUCUCUGGGAACAAAAUAUGUCGCCCUCUGGAUAUCAAUUUCAUGAUGGAUUUUUAAAUGGUUCUUACUCUUUGCAUGGUUUAUUUUUAGUCUCUGGGUAAUUUUAUGAACAUCACUUAGAAAUGUUAAUCAUAAAGAAGAAACUUUUCAUCACAUGUGGUGGGAAUGUUAGAAAGUAAAAAACUUCUGGGAAAUGAUAUAUAAUGAGAUGAAAAAGAUGUUGAAAUAUACGUUUAGUAAGAAACCAGAAGCAUUUUUACUUGACAUUGUAGGGGAGGGUAUCAACAGACAGGAUUAUAAAUUGUUUUUAUAUGCAACAACAGCAGCAAGAAUGUUACUGGCACAAAAAGGGAAGCAAGAAGAAUUACAGAUGAAAGAAGAAUGGCAAAUGAAAUUAAUGGACUAUGCAGAAUUAGAUAAAUUAACAGGAAGGAUUCGGAACCUGCGGGAUCAGAGAUUCUUAGAGGACUGGAGUAAAUAUUUGAAAAGCAAUUGUGAUAAACAGAUUAUGCUAGUAGGACUGCAAGAAGUUCUGUAAGGAGGACUUUGUGAAAUAUUGCAAGGAAGACUUUGAAAAGAAUUAUUAGUUAAGGACAGUUAAAAGUAAUAGAGAAAUUAAGAAAUGCAGAACAAGUGAUAAAGAACGGAAAAUCUUCAGAGGUUGUUGACGCAAGUCUAAAAUAUUAUAUAAGAUAAGAAGUUAUGUUAAAUGAUUGUUGGGAGAUGUAUGUGUGUGUGUAUAUAUAUAUAUAUAUAUAUAUAUAUAUAUGUGUGUAUGUGUGUGUGUGUUAAUCAUAGAAUCAUAGAGUUGGGAGGUACCCCGAGGUAGUCCAACCCCCUGCAAUGCAGGAAUUUCAACUAAAGCAUCCAGGACAGAUGGCCAUCCAACCUCUGCUUAAAAGCCUCCAAGGAAGGAGAGUCCACAACAGGCAUAGGCAAACUCGGCCCUCCAGAUGUUUUGGGACUACAACUCCCAUCAUUCCUAGCUAACAGGACCAGUGUUCAGGGAUGAUGGGAGUUGUAGUCUCAAAACAUCUGGAGGGGCUGUGUUUGCCUGUGCCUGGUCCACCACCUCCCGAGGAAAUCUGUUCCAAUGUCAAGUAGCACUUAUUGUCAGAACGGUCUUCCUGAUGCUGAGUCCGAAUCUCCUUUCAUGUAACUUGAAGCGGUAUAAUAAUUAAGCAGUAUAAAAAUGCCUGAAAUAAAGAAUCACAAAGCGCCAUUCUGGGUGUGUCCAGCACUAAAACUUCCACCAGGUCCAUCUUGCAGGCUUCCCUCUGAGGCAUCUGGCCGGCCACAGUGAGGGCAGGAUGCUGGCCUGGACAGGCCAGUGGCCUGAUCCUGUAUGGCUGCUUGUGUGUUCUUAGAUGAUCCUGACGUGCAGCAUAUACUGGCUCUUGCUAGUAAUGGUUUAGCCACCUUGUGGAGCAGCUGCCCUGAGUGCUUAAGGCACCCACUGGGCUUCCAGUGGUUUUAAUAAUAAUAAUAAUAAUAAUAAUAAAAUAAAAAAUUUUAUUUAUACUCUGCCCUCCCCAGCCAAGACCAGGCUCAGGGCGGCUAACACCAGGUAUAAAAACAAUUGAUUAAAAUACAACUUAAAAACAAGAUUAAAAUAAACGUUAAAAUGCAGCCUCAUUUCAGUAGAAACUCAAAUCAAAAACUUUUGGGGUUGAAAACGUCAAAUCUUCACCAAGGCUAACUAUCCAGACUGGUCCUACGUGGGCCGGAAAAAAGCCAGGGAAGUCCCCAAAUAGGAAUUCCAUGGCAGAAGGAGAAAGAAAAAAGGAAAGAGGGGAUCCAGUUGAUUCCAAGCCAAAGGCCAGGCGGAACAACUUUCUCCUCCCUUGUUUUCUCCUCCUUUGUGCCCAUCGGUUUGCUUUUCAAUACAUGCAAGGCAAGUGGGAGAUUUUUAAAGCAGAGCUUGGAUGGCCGUCUGCCAGGGAUUCUUCCACUGUGAUUCCUGCGUUGCAGUGGGUUGGACUAGGUGGCCCUUGAGGGUCCCUUAAAAGGUAAAGGGACCCCUGACCAUUAGGUCCAGUCGUGGCCGACUCUGGGGUUGCGGCGCUCAUCUUGCUUUAUUGGCUGAGGGAGCCGGCGUACAGCUUCCAGGUCAUGUGGCCAGCAUGACUAAGCCGCUUCUGGCGAACCAGAGCAGCGCACGGAAACGCCAUUUACCUUCCCGCUGGAGCGGUACCUAUUUAUCUACUUGCACUUUGACGUGCUUUUGAACUGCUAGGUUGGCAGGAGCAGGGACCAAGCAACAGGAGCUCACCCCGUCGUGGGGAUUCGAACCGCUGAUCAGCAAGUCCUAGGCUCUGUGGUUUAACCCACAGCACAGCUCUGCAAUUCUGUCAUUCCAAGUGGCUGGUUGAAGGGAUCAAAGCUCCUGGCGCCAAGGGCGCUUGUCGUAGUGUGAGCGACAAGCCCCGAAUCAAACCUUGAGAGCCGUAGCUCCGUGUUUGGGUCCAGAUCCAUACGUCCGAGUUGCGACCUGGCAUGCGGCCAGUUCCGCAUGGAGUUGUCAUAACGUUUAAACCAAUUUCAAGGCUACCCCGCUCGGGAUGUGCCUGGGUUUUAAUUCCUCGGCUGUCUGUCAUCGGCAUUUGCCACUCGGAGGCUGGGCUGUUUUCCUUCCCGGCUUCUGGUUUUGCUCGGAGCAGGUCUCCCUCUUAACGUGGACUCCUUUCUCCCUCACCCCAGUCACCUGCACUUUUAGCUGCACUAUGAAGUUCACUGUGCGAGACUGCGACCCUCACACUGGAGUGCCGGACGAGGACGGCUACGACGACGAAUAUGUGGUAAGCGAGCCCAGGACAAAUGUUCUGUGGGCAGGGCUGAACAGGAUGAGGAACAGGCUCAUUCCACCCUGGAGAUUUGCAUAAAAAUCUGUCUUUGAUGCCCCCGACUGUUUUUAAAAUAAGAAACACACACACAAUAGUAGUCUGGGCUACCUACUGUUCACAUUCUGUCAGAAAUGGUUGUGGGGGAAACUUAUUCGAUAGACUCAAAUCCUCAGCUAACUUCACAGACCUAACCAGGCUACUUUCUUCGAAGUCUGAGAGUUGUGGAAACUGGUUUCCCUCCUCCCACAUGACCCAUCCCGCAGUUUAAGAUCCACUGGGAGGCCUUGCUUCAAAUCGUCAGCUGUACCCCCGGAACACCUUCUAGUGAGAUGUUCCUUUGUCUCCUUUGUUCCGUAAAUAAGGAAAGACUUUUUCACCUAUGGGAGAUGAGCACACUUCAUUGUGCUACUCAUUUCCUGCUGUUCUUAUCUAUCUUAGCUGGAAGCAUUUUAUACUGAUUUUUAAGUGUAUAAUUGCACGUUGCUUUCACUCAGCAGUGCAGAAAAGUGUAUAAAAAUCAUCAUCAUUAUUAGUGCUUUUUUUCUUAAAAAAUGUUUAGGGGUACUCUCGUUUUACCUCAAGAAAAUCACCAUUUUAUAGUUCAAAUCGGGGAAAAUAUAGUAAAUGGACAGAAAUACAAAGAUUCACGAAAUGUUUAGGGGUAUGUGUACCCCUGUGUCCCCCGCCCAGAAAAAAAGCACUGAUGAUGAUGAUGAUGCCCUUCAUCAUAAGAUCUUAGGCGGUUUGCAAAAUAAGAUACAAGAUAAAAACACAAAUAAUUAAAACAGCAGAACAAUAACCCCCAUUUCCCCAUUCAGCACUGUAGUUUGAGAGCACAUUGGGAUUUUAUCUUUUCUAUCGAAAUCCUGUCAUUCUGGAUAACCUGCAUCUGUGGCCAUUGAACACAUAUGGAGGCCAGUGUCAAAGAGCUCUCUUUGGGCUCAUCCCUUCCAGCCUUGUUCCCAACUUGUCCAGCCAUUGUGUGGCUUCCUCGUUUCCAGAGGAAGCAGAUUUCAUGCCAGUGGUGGGAGAGGGGAGGAGGAACGCGUGGGGCAGGUGUGUAAGGAGCCCCUUCUUUGGCUACUUUAGGUUGCUGACACUAACCUUUCCCGCCCCAACCUGGCCACGGUGAUUCAUGCGACGGUCACCUCCAGGCUUGACUACUGUAAUUCGCUCUAUGCGGGGCUUCCCUUGAAACUGUCCCAUAAACUCCAGCGGGUGCAGAAUGCUGCAGCGAGGCUCCUCACAGGGUCUCUGCCAUGGGAGCAUAUUCACCCAGUGCUUUUCAAGCUGCACUGGCUCCCGGUGGAGUAUCGGGUCAGGUUCAAGGUGCUGGUCUUGACCUUUAAGGCCCUUUGUGGCUUAGGGCCCUCGUAUCUACGGGACCACCUCUCCUGGUCUGCCCCGCAAAGGUCCAUGAAUAACCAUAGUUUAGAGGUCCCAGGCCCUAAGGAAGUCAGACUAUCCUCCACCAGGGCCAGGGCCUUUUCAGUGAUGGCUCCAACCUGGUGGAAUGCUCUGUCCCAUGAGACCAGGGCCCUGCAGGAUUUAACCUCCUUCCGUCAGGCCUGUAAGACAGAGCUAUUCCGCCUGGCCUUAAUUUGAAUUCAGCCUGAUCUUUUAUUUCCCUUCCCUUCCCUCCCCCUCCCCUUUUAUGAAGAUCACCCGCUCUGAGACCCCACAGCUAAUUCUCCCCUGGCCUCCUUGCUGGCCCAAGUAGGACCAAUUCAGCCAGCUAGCCCUGGAGAUUAAUCCUUAUUUCCCCUAAAUUGAUUUUUGAAUUUUAUUGUUAUUCAUGUUUUUAUACUGUAUUUUAUGCUGCUUUUAUAAUUGUUAGCCGCCCUGAUCCCGGUUUUUGAACCAGGAAGGGCAGGGUAUAAAGAAAAUUAUUGUUAUUAUUAUUAUUAUUCGGCCUGAAGGCUGCCAGCGGAUCACACCGAGGCCAAGUGCUGCAUCCAUCUUUGCAACAGGCCGAUGGGGGUGAGCAUCUUGCAUCUUGAGGGCGUUUCCCCACCCUGAGGACUAACCUCCUUUUCUCUGCCAGCUGGAAGACCUGGAGCUGACUCUCUCCGACCACCUCCAGAAGGUCUUGAAGCCCAACUUUGCAGCUGCCUGGGAGGAAGUCGGGGACGACUAUGAGAAAGAAGAGACCUUUGCUCUCAGCACUAUCAAAACCCUGGACGGUGAGAUACGGCAGCUUUUUCCCAGACCUAAGAUUGCAUGUUGAAACCAAUUUUAGAAAAAAACAUUCCCAGGCUCCUGAGUGUCUUCUAAACAAGACAACUUUUUAGCUUCUGCUCCAAGAACAGGGUAUAUGGUCCUAGUAUGUAAGAUUCAAGAAAAUGCAAGACUGUUCUUUUAGCUUAGAGAACAAGAAGGGUUAUUCUUGAUCAGGCUUCCUCAACCUUGGCCCUCCAGAUGUUUUGAGACUACAGUGGUACCUCAGGUUACAAACGCUUCAGAUUACAGACUCCACUAACCCAGAAGUAGUACCUUGGGUUAAGAACUUCAGGAUGAGAACAGAAAUCGUGCUCCGGCAGCAGCAGGAGGCCCCAAUAGCUAAAGUGGUGCUUAAGGUUAAGAACAGUUUCAGGUUAAGAACGGACCUCCGGAACGAGUCAAGUUCUUAAUGCAAGGUAAAGGUAAAGGGACCCCUGACCAUUAGGUCCACUCGUGACCAACUCUGGGGUUGCGGUGCUCAUCUCGCUUUAUUGGCCAAGGGAGCCGGUGUACAGCUUCUGGGUCAUGUGGCCAGCAUGACUAAGCCACUUCUGGCGAACCAGAGCAGCGCACGGAAAUGCUGUUUACCUUCCCGCCGGAGCGGUACCUAUUUAUCUACUUGCACUCUGAUGUGCUUUCAAAGUGCUAGGUUGGCAGGAGCAGGGACCGAGCAACGGGAGCUCACCCCGUCGCAGGGAUUCGAACCGCCGACCUUCUGAUCAGCAAGCCCUAGGCUCUGUGGUAUUAAUCCACAGCGCCACCCGCGUCCCAUUAACCCGAGGUACCACUGUACAAUUCCCAUCAUCCUUGACCACUGGUCCUGCUAGCUAGGGAUCGUGGGAGUUGUAGGCCAAAAACAUCUGGAGGGCCGAGGUUGAGGAAGCCUGUUCUAGAUCUCCAGUUGUCAGAAGCAACUCUGACUUCCCCACUUAACAAGAUAGCUAGAGGCAAGAGGUCUAACUCAAUGGCUGAGCACCUGUCUUGUAUGAAAAAGAUCCCUGGUUCAAUCCCGUCUCUCCAGCCAGGGCUGGGUGAUACCCUUGUCUGAAGUCCUGGAGAGCUGCUACCAGUCAGUAUAGAGCAGGGUUUCCCAAACUUGGGUUUCCAGCUGUUUUUGGACUACAACUCCCAUCAUCCCUAGCGAGCAGGACCAGUGGCCAGGGAUGAUGGGAAUUGUAGUCCAAAACAGCUGGAAACCCAAGUUUGGGAAAUCCUGGUGUAGACAGUGGUGAGCUAGAUGGACAGUUGCCUGACUCUUGUCUAAGAUGGCUUCCUAGGAUCCUGGGGUGACUAGCUGCUACUUUGAAAGAUCCCCUUUGGAUCUGACCACACAGCCGAGACAACGCAGGACUAACCCCAGGUCUUCUCAAAACCUCUGAAUGCAGAAGCUGUCAGCAACAUUGUGAAGUUCCUGGGCAUGCAGCCAUGCGAGAGAUCUGACAAAGUGCCCGAGAACAAGAAUUCGCACACGCUCUACCUGGCCGGUAAGAAUCAGUCAGAGGGGACAGUUCAGUGGUGUCUGGGCAACCUGUGGCUGAAAUGGUGUCACCCCAAGAGAAUUAAUGGCACUGGAGUUGUCCUGUCCCAAGAACAGCAGCAGGGACCUUCUGUGAAGCACUUCUCUCAGGAACAGCAUUCAUUCUCAUCCAGCGAUAGGCAUCACUCAGCGUAGAGCUGGGAGUGGCUUUAAAAGCUGCUGCUCCUCUCUUGAGAUCACUUCUGCCCAAAUGCUUGUCUAGUUGGCACUGGCUCCCAGUGGAGUAUCAGGUCAGGUUUAAGGUGCUGGUUUUGACCUUUAAAGCCCUUUGUGGCUGAGGGCCCUCAUAUUUAUGGCACUGCCUCUCCUGGUAUGCCCUGCAGAGGACCUUAAGGUCCAUGAACAAUCAUAGUUUAGAGGUCCCAGGCCCUAAGGAAGUCAGACUAUCCUCCACCUGGGCCAGGGCCUUCUCAGUGAUGGCUCUGACCUGGUGGAAUGCUCUGUCCCAUGAGACCAGGGCCCUGCAGGAUUUAACUUCCGCAGGGCCUGUAAGACAGAGCUAUUCCGCCUGGCUUUCAAUUUGAACUUAACCUGAUUUUUUAUUCCCCUUCCUUCCCUCCCCCUCCCCUUUUGAUGAAGAUUACCCGCUCUGGGAUCCCACAGCUAAUUCUCCCCUGGUCUCCUCGCUGGCCCAAAUAGGACUAACUUAGCCAGCUGGCCCUGGUGAUCAUCCAAUGUUUAUUGGAUGGAUUUCCCCCCUAAAUUGAUUGAUUUUUGAAUUCUGAAUUUAUUGUUAUUCACGUUUUAUACUGUAUUUUAUGCUGUUUUUUGUUGCAUCAAUUAAGUGUUUUAAAUUUGUUGUUAGCCGCCCUGAGCCCGGUUUCCUGAACCGGGAAGGGCGAGGUAUAAAUAAAAAUGUACUACUAUUAUUAUUAUUAUUAUUGGCUGCUCUUUAAAGGCCUUCAGAAGCAACAGCCCAAGGGUUAUAUAACUAGUUAGCAUAGCUAUUAGAGAAGCGCUUUGUUAAGUAUUUUUGGCUGUGGGUUGUGAGUCAAUUGCCUUGGUUUUUGUAGGUGCAGAACAGAUUUUCACCUUAAAUGCAGAACCAGGUCUCAGAAUCUGGCUGUAGUUACACAGUGCAGCAUAGGAAACUGCCGUGUUCUCAGCAGCUGUCUAGAAGAAGUGUGCAACUUUUAAGAGUUGGCAUCAGAAUUUGCUUCUUUCCCCACACUUCCUUACUCCUUCUUUUAAAAAAGAUAAGUCUGAGCUUAUGGGCAGGGACUGUAAAGGAGAUAAGGCAUCUUUGGCCAUCUCGAUGUAACUAGACUCCCAAGCCCCACUGGCCUGGGGCGGAUGUGAGGCCAGCCAUGUCUGGAAAGCAAGAUGUUCCCCAUCCCUGCUCUGAAUCGCCCCACAGCAUCCCCUUCAUUCCUUGCCUGGACGAUUGCAACCUGUUAGCAUUUCUGCAAGAAAGGAUGUGAGCAGGCCUGAGCCGGUGCGGCCGAGUGCCACCGCAGUGACUCUCCUUGUCUGCCUCCAGGUGUGUACAGAGGCGGCUCGGAUGUGCUGGUGAGGUCCAGACUCGCUCUGGGAGAUGGCGUGACUAUGCAGGUGACUGUCCGGAGCACAGAGGAAACUCCGGUGGACGUCAUCUUGGCUUCCGUCGGUUAAGAGUCUCGGCAGCUCAUUCUGGGAGCCAACUCACCCUCUUGCCACCUCCUGCCUCAAAGGCACUCCCGGGACCUCCAGUCCUGCAUGCCUCUUUUGUUUUCCCUCCUCUCGGUCAGCAGUCUUCUGUGGUAACUGGGGGCCCGGCAGCCCAUCCUGCCCUUUCUUCCACACAACCGGAGCUGGGCGUUCAGCCCCCUCACCCACAAACGCCCCCAGCUCCACCUCUACAUUCCUGUAAUAAAUUAUUCUCUUUCUGUGCUGCCCGUAGAGGCAGAAAAGCUGUUAGAAGAUCCUUUUUUUAAAAAAGAAGAAAAUCAACUUUUCUUGAAUGGACUUUUAUUAACAGAAAAUAAACAUGGGCUAUCCCAACACUGUUGCAUCUUUCCCCCCCACAACUUGUGCUGUUUAAUAAAAUACAUUCUGUAGUAACUGUCUGCCAAAUACUGUCGCGUUUCAUGUGCCCCUUUCACAGAGCAGCUUGCAAGGGAUGGUAAACCCCGGAUUGCAAGGGCCUUUUGAGAGCUGCUUCAGAUCUCAGCACUACCAGAAAGAAGGGAGUGGCAGGACAACUAGGCUUACUCUUGUCCCACUACCUUUUGCCCAGUGUGCUCAGAGCAGUAUAUCAGCUUCACACCAACCCUGUGAUGUAGGACAGGCCAAGUGCAGAUGGCCGUCUGCCAUGCCUUUUAUAGCUUGACAGAUUUCUAGGUGGGUAAGGAAAAAGCUCCCCUCCCUUCUUGGCAGGGCACUGUAGAUAACUAGUUUCCCACAUGGUUGGUUCUGUGCGCAGGAUGGUAAAUUAUAUGCCUUGAUAAUUUCCCAUUGCUGUAGUGCAGGGGGAGCCAGCGUGGCACUCCUGGAGCAGUUGGUACCUUUGCCAUCUUCCCCUGGCAUCCAUGAAGCCUCUGAGCCCCACAUCAUGCCCCCUUGGUCAUGGGCUGCUGACUUACUUCACCUUUAAAGUACACAGAGCUCAAAGAUGAAGUUGGAAAAGGGGACAUUUCUUUCAGCGCUCUGUACUUUUCAAGGUGCAGAGCAAUUCUGAUUAUUCAGAAUAUCUUGUCCCUUUAGUCCAACACACAUCUGUAAAUUAGAUCCAAUUUCUUUCUAAAAAUACAGAAGAACCUCUGCUCACAAUGGCUGUGUUGGAGGGUUGCUGAUAAGCAGAUUGCUUUACACUCAGCGCCUCCUACCUUCCGUCCUUUGUAUUGGGACGAGAGCCAGGUAUCAGACGAUCUGCGAGUGGAACUUCCCCCCCCCCGACCCGGGGGGUGGGGGUUGCAAGGACAAUUACCCUCAUUUGUCCUUGUUUAUGGUCCGCAGUUGGUCUCCGCUAGUGUGGGAUAUGCCUCCAUUGUGGCAGAAAGCACCGGAAGUCCUGACUUAUACCCCUGGAGAACCAAAAUAUGUACAGGCAUUUCCUCUUUCAGAGGGAGGAGGUCAAGAAGUGACCACAGGCAGUGGUGCCCAUGGUCACUUGCUUCAAAAUUCAAACCUGCUCCAGGGCCUGAAGAGGUUGGCAACCCCUUCUCUAGAGUCUCCUGGUGAGUUUCAUAGGUAAACAAUGGUUUGAAGCUACACUGGGCACGUCCAAGCUCAGUGCGUUACCCUCUGCCUUUAAGGCCCUUUGAAUGAAUUCUCCCUCUUGGCCCAGGUUCAAGUUGCUAGACUUGCUCUCCAAAUGACGUUCUAGAGCUGCCUCCAGCGGUCUGGAUUUCCUUUCAACUGGACCUUUUAGAGAAGGAGAACACAUCUGAAGCAGAAAUGCCAGUUCAAAGCCAUCUGGGUUUGAAAAGCUGUUUCUUUCAGCUGCUGUGUUACUGCAACAACUUUGCAAAUCUACCAUGGAAGAGGAUGGGAGCCUAGCGGACACCAAAUAUCAGUGGAAGAGUUUGGGAUGGCCCAUUAGCAACAGACCAGAUCCUUUAUGUGCCUCUCCCUACUUAAUUUCUGCCCCCUUUUCUGUAAGAGAUGACAGCACUAUCAAACCAUGACUACUCAGAAGUGAAUCCUACUGAAUUCAACAUGGUAAGUGAGGUUAGGAUUGCAGCUUUAGUUCUUGAUUUUUCGCAACUUCAGAGCACUAAGCCUUCCUUUAACAAUCCGUUUUCUGCCUGGCAACUCUGCAUAGCAAAUAAACUUAAAAAUUGAUUAAUUUGGGUAUCUUCCUGUGCAAUAUUCCCCCCCCCCUUAAUGAACUAAAAACAGGAUUCGUGGUCACCAAGUGGGCAUGAGAAUCGACACAGAUUGCACAUCAAGGAUACCCAAGCCAGCGCUGCAUUGAAUAGAAAUUGGCUGCUGCCGCCACACUUUGAGCAGGCAGGCUGAAGACGAAGCCUAAGCACUUCACCUCACCCCUUCUUCAGUCAGCCCACAUGCAUUUAAUCAGUGACUUAACCGAAAAAAAGGAAAGUCCUUCACACAGCACAUUUGUUAAACUAUGGAGGUGGUAGUCGUCAACCUAGAUGGCUUUAAGAGAACUGGACAAAUUCAUGGAGGACAGGGAUAUCGAUGGCUCCUAGCCAGGAUGGCGCUCCUGUACCACCUCAGUUGGACACCGAUAUGCUUUUAAUAAUAAUACAGUGGUGCCCCGCAAGACGAAUGCCUCGCAAGACGGAAAAACCGCUAGACGAAAGGGUUUUCCGUUUUGGAGUUGCUUCGCAGGACGAAUUCCCCUAUGGGCUUGCUUCGCAAGACGAAAAUGUCUUGCGAGUCUGGAGAUUUUUUUUUCGCUUUCCCCCCCCUUUAUCUAAUCUGCUAAGCCUUUAAUAGCCUUUAAUAGCCUUUUAGCAGCUAAUCCCCUAAGCCUUUAAGCCUUUAAUAGCCGCUAAACCGCUAAUAGCGCUAAUCCGUUAAGCCGUUAAUAGGGUUGCUUCGCAAGACAAAAAAACCGCUAGACGAAGACUCUCGCGGAACGGAUUAAUUUCGUCUUGCGAGGCACCACUGUAAUAAUUUAGUAUUUAUACCCCGCCCAUCUGGCUGGGCUUCCCCAGCCACUCUGGGUGGCUUCCAGCAGAAUAUUAAAAUGCAAUGAUUCAUCCAGUAUUAAAAGCUUCCCUAAAGAGGGCUGCCUUCAGAUGUCUUCUAAAAGUCUGGUGGUAGUUGUUCUCUUUAGGGCGCCACCACCAAGAAGGCCCUCUGCCUGGUUCCCUGUAACCUCACUUCUCGCAGGGAGGGAACUGCCAGAAGGCCCUCGGCGCUAGAUCUCAGUGUCUGGGCUGGACGAUGGGGGUGGAGAUACUCCUUCAGAUAUACUGGAUCGAGGCCGUUUAGGGCUUUAAAGGUCAGCACCAACACUUUGAAUUGUGCUCGGAAACGUACUGGGAGCCAGUGUAGAUCUUUCAAGACAGGUGUUAUGUGGUCUCGGCAGCUGCUCCCGUCACCAGUCUAGCUGCUGCAUUCUGGAUUAAUUGUAGUUUCCGGGUCACCUUCAAAGGUAGUCCCACAUAGAGCGCAUUGCAGUAGUCCAAGCAGGAGAUAACCAGAGCAUGCACCACUCUGGCGAGACAGUCUGCGGGCAGGGAGGGUCUCAUCCUGUGUAUCAGAUGGAGCUGGUAGACAGCCGCCC
Messenger RNA from Podarcis lilfordi (Lilford's wall lizard), 38558 nucleotides. Lineage: Eukaryota; Metazoa; Chordata; Lepidosauria; Squamata; Lacertidae. The record is from the annotation of a GenBank genome assembly.